GCAAAGCGGCGGCAGGAGCGGGCAGGGACGGGCAGGAGCGGGCAGGGCUACGGGCAGGAGCGGGCGGGGACGGGCAAGGCUACGGACAACCGGAGGAGAUGCAGCGGGAGCCGAGCCCCGAGUGAGGAGAGCCGGAGGGCCGCGGCGCCAUGUCCCUGGGCGCCCCCGCCAGCAGCGCCGGCGUCCCGAGCGUCGUGCACAGCCUGAUGUGCCACCGGCAGGGCGGGGACAGCGAGAGCUUCGCCAAGCGCGCCAUCGAGAGCCUGCUCAAGAAGCUCAAGGAGAAGAAGGACGAGCUGGACUCGCUCAUCGCCGCCGUCACCACCAACGGCGCGCACCCCAGCAAGUGCGUCACCAUCCAGCGCACCCUGGACGGGCGGCUCCAGGUGGCGGGCAGGAAGGGGUUCCCCCACGUCAUCUACGCCCGGCUCUGGCGCUGGCCCGACCUGCACAAAAACGAGCUGAAACACGUCAAGUUCUGCCAAUUCGCCUUCGACCUCAAGCACGACAGCGUCUGCGUCAACCCCUACCACUACGAGCGCGUGGUGGCCCCCGCCAGCGUAGGUCUGAGCAUCCAGAGCACAGUGAAGGAGGAGUUUGUCCAUGCCUGUGUGCAGAUGGAGCUGCCGCCCGGCCGGGAGCGAGGGGCCAAGCGGGGGCCACGGCCGCCCCCCCCCGAUCCCCAGCGCCAGCCGCUGCCCCCCCCGCAGCUCCCGGAGUCCCCGCACCCCCCCGGGAACCUCUACCCCAUGUCACCCCCAGUGACCUCUCUGCUCUCGCUGCCCCACGGCGAGGGGCUUCUGCACAUCCCCACGCCGCCCCCGCCCGCCCCGGCGCAGCCCCCCCCGCAGAACGGCUACCCCAAGCCCCCCUACCGCAGUUCGCCGGCGAGCUGGAGCGGCACAGUCUACGCGCCAAACCUGGGGGGGCCGCAGCCCCCGCUCCACCACCCCAACCACUACUGGCCCCCGCACCGUAACUCCGGGCUGUACCAGCACCCCGUGUCCACUCACCCUGGGCCGGAGUUUUGGUGCUCCAUCGCCUAUUUCGAGAUGGACGUGCCGGUCGGGGAGAUCUUCAAGGUGCCGUCCGGCUGCCCCGUGGUCACCGUGGACGGUUACGUGGACCCGUCGGGGGGCGCCCGGUUCUGCCUGGGGCAGCUCUCCAACGUGCACCGCACCGACGCCAGCGAGCGAGCCCGGCUGCACAUCGGCAGGGGGGUGCAGCUGGAGUGCCGCGGCGAGGGCGACGUGUGGAUGCGGUGCCUGAGCGACCACGCCGUGUUCGUGCAGAGCUACCACCUGGACCGGGAGGCGGGCAGAGCCCCCGGCGACGCCGUGCACAAGAUCUACCCCGGAGCGCACAUCAAGGUGUUUGACCUGCGCCAAUGCCACCGCCAGAUGCACCAACAAGCGGCCACGGCGCAGGCGGCGGCCGCCGCUCAAGCAGCCGCGGUGGCCGGCACCAUCCCGGGCCCCGGCUCAGUGGGCGGCAUCGCGCCCGCCGUGGGGCUGUCGGCGGCGGCGGGGAUCGGCGUGGACGACCUGCGGCGGUUGUGCAUCCUGCGCUUGAGCUUCGUCAAGGGCUGGGGGCCCGAUUACCCGCGCCAGAGCAUCAAGCACACGCCAUGCUGGAUCGAGGUGCAGCUGCACCGCGCGCUGCAGCUGCUGGAUGAGGUGCUGCACGCCAUGCCCGCCGAGCCGGGCCCCCUGCGCUGAUGGCCGCACGCCCUUUAAUUUAAUUUUGUAAGAAAAAGCCAAAAAAAAGAGAAAAAAAUAGCAAAAAACGC
Columba livia (rock pigeon) is the source of this 1789-nucleotide messenger RNA. Its product is annotated as mothers against decapentaplegic homolog 4-like. Gene Ontology annotation, molecular function: RNA polymerase II cis-regulatory region sequence-specific DNA binding; I-SMAD binding; DNA-binding transcription factor activity, RNA polymerase II-specific. The record is from RefSeq and is a predicted model, not a curated record. Gene Ontology annotation, biological process: BMP signaling pathway; transforming growth factor beta receptor signaling pathway; regulation of transcription by RNA polymerase II. Bases 150 to 1718 code for a protein of 522 amino acids. Gene Ontology annotation, cellular component: heteromeric SMAD protein complex. NCBI's taxonomy places the organism in Eukaryota, Metazoa, Chordata, Aves, Columbiformes, Columbidae. The transcript is spliced from 12 exons.